This is a messenger RNA of Microplitis demolitor, 4476 nucleotides long. RefSeq names its product ATP-binding cassette sub-family C member 4-like. The transcript has 15 exons. Gene Ontology annotation, biological process: transmembrane transport. The record is from RefSeq and is a predicted model, not a curated record. Gene Ontology annotation, cellular component: membrane. Gene Ontology annotation, molecular function: ATP hydrolysis activity; ABC-type transporter activity; ATP binding. The coding region runs from base 502 to 4389 and encodes 1295 amino acids. NCBI's taxonomy places the organism in Eukaryota, Metazoa, Arthropoda, Insecta, Hymenoptera, Braconidae.
UAUAAGAAACAGUUUUACAAAAUUUACCAUGGACAAACAUAAUAGCUAGAUUUUGAAAAAAACUACCUAAAAAUAUGUGUUACAAAUAAAAUAAUAACGGACUUUGAUAUACCAUUACAAUAAAACCUUAUCAUCAAUGUUAUUAAAAAGCUAUUAGUCUCAAAUGAUAUCAUAAAUAGGGUAUAUGAAAAAUAGUAUAAGUUUUUUAGUUGUUUUUAUAUUAGUCGUUUAAUAACAUAGUGAAAGUCAAAAUUAUAUUAAGAAUCACGAUGUGAAGUGUGUUUUGUUGUUCUUAUGAACAGAUUUUGAAUUUACGUGCAUUCAAUUAGAUUGUCAUUUAUAGUAGUGACUUUAUAGUGGACCGUGAACUUAUUCAAAAAAAGUUAUCAAGACGGACUUACUACAGAAGAUCUUUGUGUCCCGCUAGCUUCUGAUGAGUCUGAAAGUGUAGCCAAUGACCUAGAACGGGCAUGGAAUAACGUAAAAGUAAAACCUAAUUUAAUGAAAGCUAUCAUUCAGAUAUUUUGGUUCAAAUAUCUGUGCAUCGUUAUUUUGGUACUAUUCGAGCAAGUAAUGUUACGCAAUUUACAACCAUAUAUUAUGGACUGGAUCAUUGAAUAUUUCGAAAUAGAAACUGCAGAUAAAACCACACAAAAUGAUGUUUUAAUUUACGCAACUGCUCUUAUUGUUACAAUAAUUGCAAUUAGUUUCAUUGUUCAUCACAUCAAUUGUCUCAGUCAGAUACUGGGAAUUGAAAUUAGAGUAGCAUGUUGUUCGUUGAUUUAUAAAAAAAUUUUAAAGCUCAACAAAUCGGGAUUUAGAAAAACGACAGUUGAUCCAAUAGUAAAUCUUUUGAACGACGAUAUUUACACUUUUGAUUUGUUGCCAUCAAGUCUCAAUUUUCUAUGGAUAACUCCUAUCCAGAUUGUUAUUAUUUUUUCUAUUGUAUGGCAAAGUAUUGGUAUGUAUACUAUAGUAGGGUUUGGAACUCUUCUGACUAUUGUUAUUCCUACGCAAAGCUGCAUUGAAAUGUUGGACAAAACAAUAAGAAACACUAUUACUAAAUUAACUGAUAAACGUAAUCAAAUUAUGAAGGAAAUAGCGGUUGGAAUUAAAAUAAUUAAAAUGUAUGUAUUGGAAAAAUAUUUUGAUAAAAUUAUGUCUGAAAUAAGAUUGGAAGAAGUGAAACAAUUACAACGUUCAUUGUAUAUUCGAGUACUUUAUUCAUGUUUACCAGGCUUUGUCCAUAAAAUAAUGGUUUUUAUGACGCUUGUUAUUUAUAGUUUAGAUGGCAAUAUGUUUCAAUCCAAAGUAACAUAUAAUAUUUCCGUUUAUUAUCAUAUUAUUCAGUUACUCACGGUAAUAUAUUUGCCGCUGUCGAUAUACCAUGUAAUGGAAAUCAACACUAUGGUUAAAAAAAUUCAAAAUUUUCUUCUGCUUGAUGAAAUUUGUGAAAUUUCAAACAAUUUAAAGAAAUCUGUGAAUGAAACCAAUCUCAAUUGUGCUAGUCAAAAUGAAACAACUAAUGCAGUGAGGGUUGAGUUGAAUAACGUAUCAGCUAGUUGGAAGGUUGAUCAGUUACCUCAAACAUUAAGUGGCGUAACGUUGAAGAUCAAUAGUGGAGAUUUGUGUGCUUUGAUUGGUCCUGCCAACUCUGGAAAAUCUUCACUGUUAAAUCUACUGUUGCAAGAAAUACCAAUCAGCGCUGGAACAGUUGGGCUCUUUCAGUUCAAAAAUGAAAACUCGACUGACUUUGACUCCAAGCCUAAAUUUAUACAAGACAACCCUGACAUGACUAUCUCAUAUGCGAGUCAAGAUCCGUGGCUCUUUUCAGGGACAGUUAGAGAAAACAUUAUCUUUGGACUUGAUUAUGAUUCAAUGCGAUAUAGACAGGUGACAAGAGUAUGUUCACUUUUGAGAGACUUUAACCAAUUACCCAAUGGUGACAUGACAAUUAUUGGAGAUCAUGGAGAACCACUUUCAGGUGGUCAGAAAGCAAAAGUUAAUUUAGCGAGAGCUAUUUAUAGGCAAGCUGAUUUGUAUCUUUUGGAUGAUCCUCUAAGUGCGAUCGAUGCAAGUGUCGCGCGACUUAUUUUCAAGGAAUGUAUUCUCAAGUUUCUCCAAGGAAAAACACGAAUCCUUGUUACUAAUCAACUUUACUGUCUCAAAGAAGCUCACACUAUUGCAUUAUUUGAACGGGGAUUUAUAAAGAUUCAAGGUGAUUUUGAUGCUCUAACAAUGACAAGUUUUGAAUUUAAUGAAAUGUUAAAUACAAUUCGACAAAACGAGGUACAAGAUUAUACUCAAAUAUUUACAAAUGAUAUAAGUGAAGAAAAUGAAAUUAAUAAUGGUAAAAAAUCAACUUUUGUUCAAUCUCGAUAUAGUUGUCAGUUUAUACCACGUGAAGAAUUAGUAGAAAUGAAAAUUCAUAACAAUGUCAAUAACAGAAUAAUAAAAAAGAGUGAUAGCUAUAAUUUGAAAAAAAUCAACCGACGCUACUCAAACUCAUGUAAAAAAAUUACAAUUUUUAUUUUACUGUUGGUUUUAUAUAUUUUAUUACAAUUAACGACUAUUGUUGUCGACCAAUGGAUGUCUUACUGGACAACUGUAGAGACAAUUAGAACUUGCAUUCAAGCUCCUAAAGACAUAUGCAUUGGCUAUGAAAAUCAAUUAAACUCAAUGGUUGAUAUUAAUGUAAUAAAAUCACUUCUGAAUGAUCACAAAUUAUUAUCAGCGAACUUUGCAAUAUAUAUUUACACAGUAUUUAUUAUGGGUCUUAUUGGAUUACUUUUUUUAAUAGUUUAUUUAACAAUAAAUAUUUUUAUAAGCACUGGACAAAAACUAUAUUUUUUGAUAUUUUCUAAUUUACUCCAAGCCAGAAUGCAUUUUUUUAAUUCGCAUUUGUCAGAUAAAAUUUCAACUACUUUAUUGAAAGAUAUUAAAAUUAUGGAUGAUUUAUUCAUACCAACAGCUAUACAAAUUAUGAUUAUAAUUGUUCAAACUAUCGCAAUUAUAAUAAAUAUUAUUACUGUUAUUCCUUGGAUAAUGAUACUAGUUAUAAUACUAGGACCAAUUUUGUAUUAUCUCACGUUACAGUUUUUGAAAACAAUGCAAAAUGUAAAGCAAUUAGAAAAUAUUACAAAAACACCGGUUGCUUUGUAUACCAGUGCAACAUUAAAUGGCUUAACGACUAUCAGGAGUCACAAUAAAGACAGACUGUUACUGUUACGAAAAAAUUUUAAUCAUUAUCAGGAAAUCAAUUCUGGAGCGCGAUAUUUACUAGUAUCUAUGAUGUCAGCUUAUAGCCUCGUAAUCGAGUUGAUUUUUUGUAUUUUCGUCAGUGUUGCUUACUUUCUCCUAAUUAUUAUGCAUCAGGAAAAAACUUUUAAUGAGUCCGUUGGUUUCGCUAUAUCUCAAUCGUUGAUUUUGUUUAGUAUACUCCAGAAUAGUGUCAAACAAAUCAUUGAAGUACCGUGUUACUUGAAAUCAAUCAGCAGAAUUUUUCAGUAUGUUGAUGUUCCUAAAGAAGGACCAAUUGAGUCAUCGAAUCCACCACCAACCAAUUGGCCGUCAAGUGGACAAAUUAGAUGGGAAAAUAUUUCCAUAAACUACAUAAAAAAUGGUUUACCAGUUUUCAAAAAUAUAGAUCUAAUGAUAGAACCAUGUUGGAAAGUGGGAGUUGUUGAAAGAGCUGGAACUGAAAAAUCUUCGUUAAUAUCAACGCUCUUUCGUCUGGUUGAUAAUGAUUUACAUGGAGAUAUAAUAAUUGACGGUUUGGAUACAAAGAGCAUUGGCCUUCAGGAUUUACGAUCUAAUAUAUCGAUUAUUCCAAAAGACCCUUAUCUAUUUACUGGGACAUUACGAUAUAAUCUUGACCCUUUUCAGGAGUAUACAGAUAAAGCUAUGUGGGGGGUAUUGGGAGAAGUUGAACUAAAUGAUAUGACACUCGAUCAAUGGAUUUCUGAAGGUGGUACCAACUUCAGUAGUAGUGAACGCAAACUUAUUUGUUUUGCCCGAGCUUUGCUACGGAGUAAUCGGAUCCUUGUCCUCGACCACAUCACUAAUGAUCUCGAUUUAAAUACAAAAGUAAUAAUCCAAAGAGUCAUACAAUCAUAUUUUAAAUAUUGUACGAUAAUCACUAUAACGGAUCAUUUGGACUCAAUAAUAAACAGUGAUAUUAUUCUUGUUAUGGACAAUGGAUGUUUGGUGGAAUUCGGAAGUCCAUAUGAAUUAUUAAUUAUAAAAAACAAAAGUAUUUUUGGUCAAAUGAUUAAAAAAUAUGAUGAAGUGGUCAUUGAAAAAAUAUUUCAAGAAGUUAUAAAAUAUCACUAUCAACAAAGACGUUACAAUUUGAGAAAAAAUAAUUUAUCAAGACUAAAUAAUGUUUAACUUUUUUUUUUAUAGGAAUUUUUUUUGUCGCAUUGAAGCAAUUAAAUUUAAUUAUUAAUUACAAAUCUUUGGUACAUUAUUUAAAAC